This is a messenger RNA of Mugil cephalus (flathead mullet), 6689 nucleotides long. It is a transcript of the gene nalcn, whose product is annotated as sodium leak channel, non-selective. Gene Ontology annotation, cellular component: membrane. The transcript has 46 exons. Gene Ontology annotation, molecular function: monoatomic cation channel activity. Gene Ontology annotation, biological process: transmembrane transport; monoatomic ion transport. Bases 726 to 5963 code for a protein of 1745 amino acids. NCBI's taxonomy places the organism in Eukaryota, Metazoa, Chordata, Actinopteri, Mugiliformes, Mugilidae. The record is from RefSeq and is a predicted model, not a curated record.
UGUCGUGUAUUUCCUACACUAUCACGUGGCCAGGUUGUCACAUAUGAUAUUAGCUUCGUUUGGGCACAUAUGCGUGCUCCUAUGUUUGCAUACGUGCUGUAUUUAUCUUGUUUUUUCCGUCAGUAUAGCAACUAUACGCCUGGUCGUUUCCAUAGUAACCUUGGAUCGGCCGGUGUCAUUCAUCCCAAUCUCAGCGUGGAUGUGAAUUUACUGCGUGACAUCCAGCCAUUUUACACAAGUUGCCAUCGGUCAAAUGUCUAAGUAGCUCAUUGUGUGUUGUCAAAAAGCAAAAAUGAGUGGCGUCUUGUAAAUCCUGAAGUAAUUAGACAACAGUCUAACAAGCAAAUGAAACAUUACUGAUUGCAACAUUAACCCAAACACCAAGGUGUUUCUUAUUUAUGGUACGCAUAAUUAAAUGAUGUGUGUGGAGAUUUAAUCUGAGAGACACUGAAACAAGAUUAGUCGUGAUUCAAGUUUUUUCCUUCCUGAUUCUUAGGUCCUAAUGGCGACCGCUGAUGCAUUGGCUGGUCCUAUGUACUGAUCUGAUGCCCGGUGCCUUAAAAACAAAACAAACCCAAACUAAUACAGCUAAGGCCUUUAGGACAUUCUCCUUUUUGCGUCUCCAGUCUCUCUCUCUCUCUCUCGCGGUUGGUCUCUCCACCCCUCUGUGACCUGGGGAUGAACGCACCAAUGAGGAGCCUCACAGGUAUGCCUGAUCGCAUGUUAUGUGCAGUGCUGGAGCAAUUUCAGCUUUACUUUUCCCUUUGAUCCACUCUCUGUAUAGCACGGCAAGCCCCAGCAUGCUGAAGAGGAAACAGAGCUCACGGGUCGAGGCCCAGCCCAUGACCGACUUUGGGCCGGACGAGACCCUCGCGGACAGCGCUGACAUCUUCUGGAUCAACAAACCAUGGGUGCACUCCUUGCUGCGAGCCUGUGCCAUCAUCAGCGUCAUCUCCGUGUGUAUGAACACCCCGAAGACAUUCGAGCAUUACCCUCCGCUGCAGUAUGUGACAUUCAAGCUGGACACGCUGCUCAUGUUCCUCUACACCGCCGAGAUGAUCGCCAAGAUGCACAUCAGGGGAAUCAUCAAGGGGGAUAACUCCUAUGUGAAGGAUCGCUGGUGUAUGUUUGAUGGAAUCAUGGUGUUUUUCAUCUGGGUCUCCCUGGUGUUGCAGGUGUUUGAAAUAGCGGAGCUUGUGGAUCAAAUGUCUCCUUGGGGGAUGUUGAGAAUCCCCCGAGCGCUAAUUAUGAUCCGGGCCUUCAGGAUCUACUUCCGCUUUGAGCUUCCCCGCUCCCGCAUCACCAACAUCCUGAAGCGAUCUGGGGAACAGAUCUGGAGUGUGUCAAUCUUCCUGCUGUUUUUUCUCCUGCUCUAUGGAAUUCUGGGAGUUCAGAUGUUUGGAACGUUCAAUCAUCACUGCGUUACUAAUGAUACAGAAGAAGGUAAUGUGUCUUGGAACAGCUUCGCAAUCCCUGACACCCAUUGCUCACCUGAUGGAGAAGGCUAUCAGUGUCCUCACGGGUUCAAGUGCGUAGACCUGGAAAAGUUGGGCCUUAGUCGCCAGGAGCUCGGUUAUAGUGGAUUCAAUGAGCUAGGUACGAGCAUCUUCACCGUGUACGAGGCUGCGUCUCAGGAGGGCUGGGUGUUCCUCAUGUACAGAGCCAUCGACAGUUUCCCUCGCUGGCGCUCCUACUUUUACUUCAUAACUCUCAUUUUCUUCUUGGCUUGGCUUGUCAAGAAUGUGUUCAUUGCAGUCAUCAUUGAGACAUUUGCCGAGAUCAGGGUGCAGUUUCAGCAGAUGUGGGGGUCAAGGAGCAGCACCACCUCUACAGCUACCACACAGAUGUUCCACGAAGACGCUGCUGGGGGAUGGCAGCUUGUAGCUGUGGACGUCAACAAACCACAUGGUCGAGCGCCUGCCUGCCUCCAGCAAUUGAUGCGGUCGUCUGUGUUCCACAUGUUCAUCUUGAGCAUGGUUGCCGUGGACGUCAUCGUUGCCGCCAGCAACUACUACAAAGGCGAGAACCACCGCAGACACUACGAUGAGUUUUACCUGGCAGAGGUUGCCUUUACUGUGUUGUUUGACCUAGAAGCUCUUCUGAAGAUCUGGUGCCUCGGUUUCACUGGCUACAUCAGCUCCUCUUUGCACAAGUUUGAAUCCCUGCUGGUGGUGGGCACCACGCUGCACAUCUACCCUGACCUCUAUCACUCACAGUUCACCUACUUUCAGGUGCUACGUGUGGUGCGCUUGAUAAAAAUUUCCCCCGCUCUAGAGGACUUUGUCUACAAGAUAUUUGGUCCAGGCAAAAAACUGGGCAGCCUGGUGGUGUUCACGGCCAGCCUGCUUAUUGUCAUGUCGGCCAUCAGCUUGCAGAUGUUCUGCUUUGUGGAGGAGCUGGACCACUUCACCACUUUCCCCAGGGCAUUCAUGUCCAUGUUCCAGAUCCUGACCCAGGAGGGCUGGGUAGAUGUCAUGGACCAGACUCUGGUGGCUGUGGGUCUCAUGUGGGCCCCGGUAGUGGCCAUUUACUUCAUCCUCUACCAUCUGUUCGCUACCCUGAUUCUUCUCAGUCUUUUUGUGGCUGUUAUCUUGGACAAUCUGGAGCUCGAUGAAGACUUGAAGAAGCUAAAACAGCUCAAGCAAAGCGAAGCUAAUGCUGACACCAAAGAGAAGCUCCCUCUGCGACUCAGGAUCUUUGAAAAGUUCCCAAACAGACCUCAGAUGGUGAAGAUCUCCAAGCUCCCGUCUGAUUUCACUGUGCCCAGGAUCAGGGAGAGUUUCAUGAAGCAGUUUAUCGAUCGCCAGCAGCAGGACACCAGUUGUCUGUUCCGGCGUCUUCCCUCCGCUUCCUCCUCCUCUUGUGACCACUCCAAACGCUCGGCCAUCGAAGACAACAAGUAUAUUGACCAGAAGCUUCGCAGGUCAAUAUUUAGCAUUCGGGCUCGCAACCUUCUGGAAAAAGAAACAACAAUCAAUAAAAUCCUUCGGGCUUGUACCAGACAGCGUAUGCUAAGUGGAUCCUUUGAAGGCCAGCCAGCCAAAGAACGCUCCAUACUCAGCGUUCAGCAUCACAUACGGCAGGAGCGCAGAUCUCUGCGACAUGGUUCCACGAGUCAGAGGAUCAGCCGUGGGAAGUCGCUGGAGACUCUCACGCAAGAUCAUUCCAGCACAGUGCGCUACCGAAACGCCCAGAGAGAGGACAGCGAGAUCAAGAUGAUCCAAGAAAAGAAAGAACAAGCUGAAAUGAAGAGAAAAGUUCAGGAGGAGGAGCUCAGGGAGAACCAUCCAUACUUCGAUAAGCCUCUUUUCAUUGUGGGUCGCGAGCACCGUUUCCGGAACUUCUGCAGGGUGAUCGUUCGAGCUCGCUUCAAUGCAUCCAAAACAGACCCAAUAACGGGAGCAGUCAAGAACACCAAAUACCACCAGCUGUACGAUCUCCUGGGCUUGGUCACCUAUCUGGAUUGGGUUAUGAUUGUGGUGACCAUCUGCUCCUGCAUCUCCAUGAUGUUUGAAUCACCCUUCACCAGGGUCAUGCACGUCCCCACGCUCCAGAUCGGGGAGUACGUGUUUGUGAUAUUCAUGAGCAUAGAGCUCAACCUGAAGAUCAUGGCCGACGGCCUGUUCUUCACCCCCACAGCGGUCAUCAGAGACUUCGGAGGAGUUAUGGACAUCUUCAUCUAUCUCGUGAGUCUGAUCUUUCUGUGCUGGCUGCCUCCUGACGUCCCUCCUGAGUCUGGGGCUCAGCUGCUGAUGAUGCUGCGCUGCCUGCGUCCGCUCAGGAUCUUCAAGCUGGUACCCCAGAUGAGGAAGGUGGUGCGGGAGGUCCUCAAAGGAUUCAAGGAGAUUUUCCUGGUUUCCAUUCUGCUCCUCACACUAAUGCUGGUGUUCGCAAGCUUUGGAGUUCAGCUGUUUGCCGGAAAGCUCGCCAAGUGCAACGACCCCCAUAUCCUUAAACGGGAGGAUUGUCACGGUAUAUUCCGAAUAAAUGUCAGCGUUUCCAAAAACCUCAACUUGAGGCUAAAGCCUGGAGAGAAGAAACCGGGUUUCUGGGUACCACGUGUCUGGGCCAACCCUCGCAACUUUAACUUUGACAAUGUGGGAAAUGCCAUGUUGGCCCUGUUCGAAGUGCUGUCACUGAAAGGCUGGGUGGAGGUCCGAGACGUCAUCAUUCACCGCGUUGGACCGAUCCAUGGCAUCUACAUCCACGUCUUUGUGUUUCUGGGGUGCAUGAUUGGACUCACUCUCUUUGUCGGAGUGGUCAUCGCAAACUUCAAUGAGAACAAGGGUACCGCUCUGCUGACAGUAGACCAGAGAAGAUGGGAGGAUCUGAAGAGUCGACUGAAAAUAGCCCAGCCUCUCCACCUACCCCCGCGCCCAGAGAAUGGAGGUUUUCGAGCCAAGAUGUAUGACAUUACUCAACACCCUUUCUUCAAACGCGGCAUUGCUGUGCUGGUGUUGGCACAAUCUGUCCUGCUGUCAGUCAAGUGGGACGUAGAUGAUAAAGUCACAUUCCCCCUUGCCACCAUGUCCGUGGUCUUCACCUUUAUAUUUGUGCUGGAGGUGACAAUGAAGCUGAUCGCCAUGUCUCCAGCGGGUUACUGGCAGAGCCGACGGAAUCGCUACGACCUGCUGGUCACGUCACUGGGCGUCAUCUGGAUAGUCCUGCACUUUUCAUUACUGAAUGCAUAUACCUACAUGAUGGGCACGUGCGUGAUAGUCUUCAGGUUCUUCACAAUAUGUGGGAAACAUGUGACGCUGAAGAUGCUGCUGCUGACUGUAGUAGUGAGCAUGUACAAGAGCUUCUUCAUCAUCGUGGGGAUGUUCCUCCUCCUCCUCUGCUAUGCAUUUGCUGGAGUUGUUCUCUUUGGAACUGUCAAAUACGGAGAGAACAUUAACCGGCACGCCAACUUCUCCACAGCGGGCAAAGCUAUCACCGUUCUCUUCCGUAUAGUCACUGGGGAAGAUUGGAAUAAAAUCAUGCACGACUGCAUGGUGCAGCCUCCAUUCUGCACACCGGAUAAACUUCGCUACUGGGAGACUGAUUGUGGCAACUAUGCUGGAGCGCUCAUCUACUUCUGCUCUUUCUAUGUCAUUAUAGCCUACAUCAUGCUCAACUUACUAGUAGCCAUCAUUGUGGAGAACUUCUCCCUGUUCUACUCCACUGAGGAGGACCAGCUGCUGAGUUAUAAUGACCUGAGGCACUUCCAGAUCAUCUGGAACAUGGUGGACGACAAACGAGAGGGUGUGAUCCCAACGUCCAGGGUGAAGUUUCUGCUUCGUCUGCUCAGGGGCAGGCUGGAGGUGGACCUGGACAAAGACAAGCUGCUGUUCAAACACAUGUGCUACGAGAUGGAGCGGCUUCACAGCGGAGGAGAUGUGACCUUCCAUGACGUACUCAGCAUGCUAUCCUAUCGCUCGGUGGACAUUAGAAAGUCUCUCCAGCUGGAGGAGCUGUUGGCCAGGGAACAGCUUGAGUACACCAUUGAAGAAGAGGUCGCCAAGCAGACCAUACGUAUGUGGCUCAAGAAAUGCCUCAAACGCAUCCGGGCGAAGCAGCAGCAGUCCUGCAGCAUCAUCCACAGCUUGAGAGAGAGCCAGAAGCAAGAGUUGCACCACUUCCUCAACCCUCCCAGCAUAGAGACCACAGUGCCAAGUGAAGACCACAAUGCUAAUAACCCAGACAACCCCUCGCAGCCUGAGAUGAGUGGUCUCCAGCAGCUGCUGAGCCCCACGCUGUCAGACAGAGGAGGGUACAGACAGGACUCCUCAGACCUGGGGAGACCACAGAGGAAGCUGGGACAGUGGCGGCUGCCUGCGGGUCGCACAAGUGUCAAGUCCAUUGUUUGCAAGAUGAACCCCGUCAACGAUGAGGCCUCUUCGGGAUCAGAGGUGAAGAAGUGGUGGACCCGGCAGCUGACCGUCGAGAGCGACGAGAGCGGCGACGACCUCAUUGACAUUUAGAGAUGAGUUGCGGUGCAUCCUGCAGUGUUUUACAGAUGAGCUGAGACGCUUGCUGCUUGACUCGAGCUGUUUCCAUUUCCUCUCGUUCGCUAAAAAACGUCACUGUUUCUGAUCUUUCUACCGCUGUGUGUGUGUGUGCGCGCGGAGGCCGUCGAGGAGACAUUUGUUGAGCGGCCGUUUUGCUGUGCAGUUACAAUUUCAUACCUCUGGGAUAUACUUUGCUUUACUCGUGUGGUUUCUGCUGAGUUUUUCCUCCGCUGAGUUUUUUUCUAUGCAGGCACAGAUUAAUGGCUGAGGCCGAGAUAUCCAUAUGUCAACAAACCACGAAGCUGCUGCCGUUUGUGUUCUCAACUGUUUCAUGUUAAUAUUUGAAACUGUCGGCUGCGCUGAUGCAGAUCGUUUCUAACGUCCUUUCAUGUUGUUCUCUGUUCAUAUCUCUUCUUUAGUCAGUGUUGAUGAUGAUGUCUCUUGUGGUCUUCAGUAUUAGUCACAUAAAUGUCCCUUUUUCCAAUAGUCACUUUAUACUUAAACCAGGCUUCUUGUUCUCGUUGGCAGAACAAGCAAAUUAAAGACAUUUUUAGAAUUAUGACUGUGAAUGUAUUUAAAAGUUAAAUUUAUCUGUAUUUGUGCAGCAUUAUUACAUAAACUAUUUUGUAAAUUAUGAUAAAUCUUUAGCUUUAUCGAGUAUUCAAAUAUUCUAAUAAAGGCCUAAUCUGUUUAGGCAUU